CGCGACCCCUUCUCAGCGUGGGGGGAGGUGGUGUCUACGUUCGGGGCCGUCCAGGGCACACGUUGGGCAGGGAGGAAAGGGCAGCAGAACUGGGUUCAGCUGGAGCUCCUGGAGGGAUCAGAGGACUCUCUGAUUAACAACUACAAGUACAUGUUCCAAAGGCUGAGGGAUGUCCGCAACGGUAGGCAACAAAACUACAACUACGAUAGUUAUUUAAACAUCUUUAUUGGAUUAUACUAACAUUGUGAUGACACAACUACUUCCUUAUUCCUCAUCCAUCAUUCAUCUUGACUGUUAGAUCAGUAAUGUUGUUGGACUUUCCAUUACAUUUUUUAUGUGCUGACGUGAAUGUUGUCUUUUGUCUUUGCCAGUGUUGACAGAGAAGAUUGAGGAGCUGGGAGAGGAACUGAGGACGAACUUCAACAUAGAAGAGUUCUCCCCUGUGUCGCUACCUGCUCAGGUACUUACAAGCACCUCACUCUGCCUCCCAGUCACUCUCACACAGUAUGUUCCCUCCAUCUCCCUGUUACUUUCACUGCUGUGUGUGUUAACCUCUCUCCUGCUCUCUCUCUGCCUCUGUAGGACAGUGUGACUGUACUGGGACAGGUAUGCAGUGACAGUAAUGGGAAGCUUAACGCCCAAUCAGUGCUGUUGGAGGCGGGGCCUGAUCAGGGUGGGCGGCAGGUGACAGUAGACCUGUCUGAACUCAGAGAGUACUCGCUCUUCCCUGGACAGGUGGUCGCCAUGGAGGGGAUGAAUACCUCAGGGAGGAAGUUGGUAGCAUCUAAACUAUUGGUCAGUGGGAUUCCUCUAAAACAUCUUUGGUCGAUUUCCUGGAUCCUGAUCAAGCCUAUUCCAGGACUAAAAGCACUUUAGACUGAGAUUCUCAAGCUGACGGUAGGACUUCAUGGAGAUUCUCAAGCUGACGGUAGGACUUCAUGGAGAUUCUCAGGCUGACGGUAGGAUUCUGAAGUUCUCUGACGUUGGAGAUUCUCUAGUACUUCAUGAGGAUUUCAGCUUGCGGUAGGACUGGAAUCUCUGCGGUUAGGACUUAGAGUUCUCAAGCUGACCGUAGUUCACAUUCUUGUUCUCUGUUGACUCUAUGGGAGUCCCAUCUUCCAAUCUACUCUUCCAUAAACAGGAAAUGGACAUGGACAUUCCUGAUGGGAAGGAAGGGAACUAUAAGUAUACACCACACACACACACACCCUAACGUCCCUGCUCUAUCACAGCACCAGAGCAGCUGAUGGUAAUUGUGGCCUGCGGCCCCUACACCCCCUCUGACGGCCUGACAUUUGAUACCCUGGUGGGCCUCAUCAACGUCAUCGUCAGGGACCGCCCCGAUGUCUGCAUACUGGUCAGUAGAAUUUACCUAUUUUCAUGAGGUAACGCACACACACACUUGCUCUCUGACUGAAGUUUGAAUGUUUGUUCCUCACAUCUCCUCUCUAACCCACAGCUGGGACCCUUCGUGGACUCCAAACAUCAGCAGAUAGAGGUACAUUUUCCUUCUCUCUGUCUUGGUUACUGACUCUAGAGUUAGUUUUCCAUAUCUAGGAUGUUGACUUGCAUUUUCUAUCAGAAGUUGAUUGUUUUUUCUUUCUUUGACAGAAAUCUCUGGUGACCGAGACAUUUGAUGCCAUCUUCUCCAGAUGUGUGGGAAGCAUCGUGGAAGGCACCAAAGGGUAAAUAUGACUUUAUAUUUACCUAUCCACUACACACACACACACACACACACACACACACUCACACUCAUUUUACCCUCUACAUACCGACCACAUUAGCUGAAACGCUUCCCUUGCUGUUGUAAACAUAGUUCUGCUUCCUCCUCAGAGUUGGAUGUCAGUUGAUAUUUGUUCCCUCCCAGAGAGAUGUCCACCAUCACUUAAUUUACUCACAACACCUUUUCACCCUGCCGAACCUCUGCAAGGACGACGUAAAGGUGAAGUGACCCACAUGAUGUCAUUCAGAACUGAGACACCUGCUGUCACUCAGACAAUAUAAUGUAUUAUCAUACAGGAAAAGAGACAUCUUCUGUCAUAGAAAAACGGGCAUGCCCUACCUCAAUAACGUGUUACAUUGUUUUUUCAUUGGCUGAAAAACAACAUGGCUGGUUCACACAGUGGAAACUCACUCGGCCUCGCUCUCUCUUUCCCUCUCUCUCCAUCUUUCUCUCUCCCUCUUUCUAUCUCUCUCUUCCUCCCUCUCUCUCUGACACACACAUUUACAAUGACGUUUAAAAAACGUGUAUUUUUCACAGGACGUGAUCGGCUGCGGAUGUGUCAAACCUGGACGCCUGACCAAAGGCCAGGUGGGAAGGACUUACGGCAGGCUGCUCAUCCAGAGGAGCUCCAUAUUGAUAGAUGGGAAGAGAGUCAGUCCCUGUGUAGCCAGCCAAGUGGUCAAGAUCUAA
Molecule: messenger RNA, 2413 nt
Organism: Coregonus sp. 'balchen'
Lineage: Eukaryota; Metazoa; Chordata; Actinopteri; Salmoniformes; Salmonidae
Source: the annotation of a GenBank genome assembly